Molecule: messenger RNA, 498 nt
Organism: Trypanosoma theileri
Lineage: Eukaryota; Euglenozoa; Kinetoplastea; Trypanosomatida; Trypanosomatidae
Exons: 1
Coding region: 1-498 (165 amino acids)
Source: RefSeq, a predicted model, not a curated record
AUGCAAAUACAAGAAAUACAGAACCAAAUGGCACAGUUUUAUCAAGAGGCUCAGACGCAGAAGCAAUUGGAAGAAACGCAAGCGCAACUGGCAAACACACAGGCAAAGUUGGCAGCCUCCCACAAACAAUGUAAACAAAUGCUGGAGGAAUUACGCCAGAUGCAAAAUCAGCAUGCUGUCACGCAGUCUCAACUGGCGGCGGUCCUCGACAAAUUAAAUGACAGGGAACCACAGAGUGUUCCUGAUGCAUUUCACACAACCGAAGAAAAGGAUCCCCCACAAAAAGGGAGAGAUUUAUCAAGCUGGGCAUGGAGGCCGGAACCGGCUGUACCGAAUACGGAGGAACGCCCGAAGUUGAGCACUCGGGGGAUACAGGAAUUACGACAGCCAACGUGGUCCGAAUUAUGCAGGCCCGAAGAAAAAAUACGGACCUUUGAAGGGAUGAUGGAAUAUCUGGGGGAGACAUCGCCCAGCCAACUAAUAGAUGCUUUUCAGUAA